CCACUCCACUCGAGACCGAAACAGGGUUAAAACGUUACACACCGGCAAUAAGCAAUAACUCGUUUGGACGUCUGUCUUAUUAGUUUCAGUUUCCGAUACGAAGAUUGUGAAAUCAUUUGUAUUUUAACGUUCAUGGUUGUUUUUUCUAAUUGAUUGUAUAUCCCUUAAGAAAUUCACCAUGAGCUGUAGUUUUAACGGCCAAAGGAGCAAAGAUGAUGAACUUACCAUUAUGUUUUCAGAAGCUAUGGAUUGGCAAAGUGUUGCAACAAAGUCAUCAGAAGAUGUUAUUAUUUAUCCAGUUAAUGGAGGACAUCGCUCUGGUAGCUCACAGAUCAAAGUAAAAAACAUUGUAGAUUCAUCCUGGGACAAGGCAUUCCACUGGGGAAACCUAGUUGCCACUCAUUACAAGGGCCAAUAUUUUGCAUAUGCCCUAACUGUUCCUGGUAAAUCAGCUGGAAUGGUCCGUGUAAUAAGAAGUGGAAGCAGUGAUAGAAUUCUAUUAAAAGGAUUCCAUGGCUUUGUUAGAGAUCUUUCAUUUGCCUUCCACGAAAAAAGGAUACUUGUGGCAGCUGUCGAUGAAUAUAGUUACCUUUUGGUCCAUGAAAUUGUUGGAUCAACUGCUCAAUUGAUUUUGCAAGUAAAUCCCGAUGGAAUUACUACUUCCAGUGAUUGCCACAGAGUGGUAUGGUGCCCUUAUGUUCCAGAAAAUCCCAAAAGUCUUGACGAAGCCAAUGACGGUUGGCGAAAUGAUGCCGAUGAUCAUGCAUUGAUGCUUGCAUCAUCACAUGAAUGUCGUGUGGAAAUAUGGCAUCUGGGUCACAUCAAUGGCACAGUCACUUAUCCCAGUGUGACAACCGGAGCCACCCAAAUUACUUCUUUCGAUGAUGCUGUGGUUGAUAUAGCAUUUUCCCCGGACUCGACUGCGAUUGCAGUCGCCAGCCUUGAUGGCUAUGUCAGAUUCUUUUUGGUGAAUACAAAAAAAGAGGAUCCCAAAAGUCUGCACAAAUGGCAACCUCAUGAAGGCAAAAGACUAUCGGGUAUCAUUUUUUUGGAUAAUUUAAGCCAUCCAAACAUCAGAGAAUGUCCAUUGUGGAAAUGGGCUGUUACAUCUGCCGAAAACAAUACCGAGUUCAAGCUAUGGUCCUGCGAGUUAUGGAAAUGUCAUCAGACCAUCCGUUUCAAGUCGGAUGAUAACACACCCAUUGUCCAAAAGAUGACACUUGACCUGUCAGCAUCCUACCUUGUCAUAUCUGAUAUUCAUCGUAAAGCCCUUUACGUGAUGCACAUAGAACAAGAACAAGACGAAAAACAUGCAUUGUCUGAUGACGGUGUUGAUGAUUCUCUUAAAACCGAAGCACCGACCGUCUCUAAAGUGAGCAGCAUCACCCAACUAUUGCUACCAUUUUCAGCUAUUAGCGUUGCCAUCCGUGAGGCCUCCAUAAGACCACCUUCCCAGCCCAUGGGCGAUGAAGAUUUCGAUGGAGACGAAAAGGCUACUAAAGUAAUAGUGAAGAUGUUAAUCGUGCAACCCAAGUCGUUGCAAAAAUGCAAAGCCGUCUUCGAAUUGGGUACCUCAGUCCCUUUGGGCGAAGGCAUUGGAACUUCAUUCUCCACGAUCAACACAACUUCAGAGUACGAACCUGUAAAUGUAGUUAAGACAGCAGCAUCUACCACCAAUCAUAUCAACCUGUUGACGCCCGAUGCUUUCGUUUCACCGGCCAAAACAAACACUGACUCUCAGAAGCAAUCAUUAGUGACAUCACCCGUCACGGUGAGUCCUUUACCACCCGCACCCAACGAAAUUUUGGCACUGUCGAGCCCACGCCGCCCAACACCUGAGGUCACCUCCUCCACUACACCAAAACGGAACGGUAUCCCCAGUGGAGGUAGCAGUCCCAGUCGUGAAGUAGAAGAAAUCUUGGGCACAAGACCUCUAACAGAAGGCUCCAUUGAGUCGCCUGAUACUUCUUCGGCCACUGUCCCUACCGGCCCGGCUCUUCAGGACGCCUUAUCGGCCUAUCCAAUCGCUUUAUCACCGGCUUUGGUGCGUACAGCCUCUGCCAACAGUAAAGGAUCUUCCCCCAUAAUGGACAAACCUAAUGCACCAUCUGUUCAGGAACCGCUAUGCACUUACCCUACUUCCGCUGUUGCAGCUCCUUCUACUCCCUCUUCCAUAUCUGCGGAUUUAAACGGCAGUUUGCUGGAAUUGUUUAAAGAAGUCCUUGUCGUUGAACCGCAGGCUUCGACAGCACAACCCACAUGGCCAUCCGUUCUUCCACCGCUGGGCAUUCAGCCAUUGCAACGGCCUAAAGAGCCAGUAGCACGUGAAACGGAUGCUGGAAACUCUGCUCAAUUGCAAAUGAUGCAGCAAUCGCUCGAUCAAUUGGUUCAACUGGUAUCAGCCCAGCGAGCUGAACAGCAACAAUUGAAGAACGAAAUCGGCCAAUUGAAGUCAGAAAUGACGCGAAUGCAAUCACCCGCAACUGUCCAGCCGUCCUGGAUUGCCCAAAUGGAGUCUACCCUUGCAGUUUAUUUCGAUAGGCAAUUAAAAAAAUUGGAUGAAAUUAAUUCUCCGUCCAAAACUCAGCAGUCGGUGUCAAAACUCCAGUCGACCAUCCGGUCAGAGUUUGAGAAUAAAGCGCACACUUUAGAGCAAAGGAGUGUCGACUUUAUUCGCAAAGAAUUGCAGUCGGUCAUUGCGAGCGAGAUGAACAAACUGGAACCUGUUCUGAAGAACACAACGCUUCAAUUACUGACGCAGUUGUCGCAAAACAAAACCAUCGUCGAUGCCUACAGCCAAGCGACUUCUUCGGCAGCCGUAUCGGCCAUGAAUCGCGGAUGCAAGGAAGCCAUUGCAUCGCAGUUGCUUCCGUCAUUGGAGGGCUCAUUCCACAGUCUUUUCACUCAGUUGCACACCACUUUCUCCAAAGGCAUCGCAGAAUGUGAGCAUUCAAUUAGAAAUGACUAUUCAGAAAAGAUUUGCAUCACACGUCAUUUCAAUACAAAUAACGUUAUCUACCCAGUCGUGCGCAAUAUCGAGAGCAACCUGGAACGACAUCGAAGGCUGCAGGACAAAGAGUCGACCGCCCAACUCAACGCUACCAUGGAUAAGAUAGCCGUCGUCCUGGAUCAAGUUCGGCAAUCCAUUUCAACCGAUACAAAGACGGAGUUGAAGAAAAUAUCUAACGAAUUCCCAGAAAAAGUACGAAUGCUUUUGACUCCUGUGAUCCAAUCCGAAAUGCAGCUCGCCAUUAAGGAUCAGAAAUUGGCGUUAGACGGAGCCAUGAUGGCAGUUCACGCGGCACAAAUCCAGUCACGCGCAGUGACGCCCGCAGUUGUAGAACUAACGCCAGCCGAACUUCAAAUCCAAUUGAAACACAUGAUUCACGAGGGACGAUUAUUCGAAGCUUUUCAAAGGGCGCUGUACAUGAAUGACUUAAGCAUGGUGAUGUUUGUUUGCGCUCGAGUUGAUGCGCAGAAACUCUUUUCGGUUCACCCAUGUGUCUUUCCGCCACAGAUCUUGUUGGCUUUGAUCCAACAGCUUUCAGCAGAUCUUGGCACAUCGACGGAACUGAAAUUAGAGUAUCUUCAAGAAGCCGUCAUGGCCGUGAACUUUCGAGAUCCUCAGAUUAAGGAGCACGCACCCAAGGUGAUGCCUCAACUAGUGGCAAACUUGCAGGCCCAGAUCGCCAACAACCCAAGUGGUCCUUUACAACGUCAAUUGCGUUUGUUAUUGCGUUGCGCAGUUCCAUUGACCAAACCGGAAUAACAAAAGGGGUCAAACGAAACAAUAUCUUCAUGACGUCAACAAAAUAGGGUGCGCAUGUUUUUUGUUUGUUUUCUUUUUUUUUUCUUCUUUUCACGCGUAUAGAAUCGGUUUCGUUCAUUUGCGUUUGUGCAUCCAUCCCUCAUUUUCAUCGCUGCACAAGCUCAAUUCUUUUUCUAGAUAGAAAAUAAGAAAAGCCAUGCAUUACUUAACUGUGGAUAGCAGCAUGGCGCGGAUCGUCGUGACGUGUUUGUGGGUUCGAUUGCUAUUGGGAAGGAAGUCUGUAGUCUUAACCGCUUGUUCCAAGUUUUGUUGAUUUAUCAUUCGAUUCUUUGCCUGCAUUUUUCUCCUUUAUCUUUUUGUCCCCCAUCUUGAUUUCUUCUUUCUUUUUUCGCACAACAAAGAAAACAAUUAACUUGGAGGCGAUGCCAUCUUUAAACUGAGAAAGACGUGAAAAUAAUAACAACAAAAAAUACAAGGAAAUUCAGUAAGA
Messenger RNA from Daphnia magna, 4259 nucleotides. Its product is annotated as enhancer of mRNA-decapping protein 4. The transcript is spliced from 14 exons. Lineage: Eukaryota; Metazoa; Arthropoda; Branchiopoda; Diplostraca; Daphniidae. The record is from RefSeq and is a predicted model, not a curated record. The coding region runs from base 179 to 3769 and encodes 1196 amino acids. Gene Ontology annotation, biological process: deadenylation-independent decapping of nuclear-transcribed mRNA. Gene Ontology annotation, molecular function: protein binding. Gene Ontology annotation, cellular component: P-body.